This is a messenger RNA of Talaromyces stipitatus ATCC 10500, 2588 nucleotides long. RefSeq lists its product as uncharacterized. NCBI's taxonomy places the organism in Eukaryota, Fungi, Ascomycota, Eurotiomycetes, Eurotiales, Trichocomaceae. The transcript is spliced from 2 exons. The record is from RefSeq and is a predicted model, not a curated record. Gene Ontology annotation, molecular function: protein binding. The coding region runs from base 22 to 2028 and encodes 668 amino acids.
ACCUCGUCGCAAAGACUCACAAUGGCUGGCUCUUUCAAGACGCCAAUGGUGCGCAGAAGGGAUGACGGACUCCAACUCAGCUAUUUGCUUCCUCACCGCAUCUUCACUUCCAAGCCGUACCCGGCGCUCGCUCCAAACGGUUCGUCGAUUUUCAUCUACGGCUACGACAACGGGUUGAGGGUAGUCUGGAGAGGAGGCAGGACGUUUCUUCCAUCUCCUAGACAAAGGAAUGUGCCAGAUACUCGUCAGAAGGAGACACCGAAUAAUACGACAAAGAACGAUGAUGCGAUUAUGAUUAUUGACUCGGACGACGAGGAGCCUGCACCAGCCGCUUCCAGCAAUGAGGAUAACAUAGAUUACGAGAUUUUCGAAGAUGAAGAAGUCGAAAUCGAGCCUUCGCGUCCGUAUGAACCUAUUAUUCGGCAUGUGGACAUUCCUCUGGGAACAAAGGUCCUCAAACUAGCAGUGCCAUCAAUUCUGCCAGAGAAAGCCCGUUCGCUGGAGUAUACUGUCCCUCCAAUCCUUACAGCAUCAAUUGUUAUAUCUGUUGUCUGCGCGGACUCGAAAUUGAGGGUUAUCAGUUUGCCACUUGCGCCUCCGCACCCCAGCACGAAAGCUUCUGAUUUGAAAAUUCAGACACUGACGUUGGAUGCCACGGUAUCACAAAAUGAAAUUCCCAAGAGUGUUUCAGUUACUUUCACCUGUGAAUCAAACGAAGCAGACGAUGAUCAUAGCCGGAGCAGGUCGCGACAAAUUCAGUCGCCAGUGACGACUGGGCAGUGGAGUUUGCUAGUUGCCACUCAUGCCGCCGAAGCAUCUGGGACGUUACUCGUUUAUAGUUUGCCAAUUGCCCAAGGUCCGAAUGGUUCUUACACAUUACCGACCAAAAACAUAAAACCACUACAGAAGCAUCUUCUUCCUUCUUCGGCGAGAACUAUUUCAUUCAAUCCAUCUCCCUACCCUUCGGCGCGACAUACACACCUCUUGGUGUCGUUUCCAGACAGCUGUGCGAAGAUUUUGGCGUGUUCUACAUCUUCGGAUAAAGAUGCUACAGACGAGAAGCCAGAUCAAGAAGGGAAAUGGCUGCUCACAUUGUAUCCUGGGUUUGGGCAAUCAGCAAAUGGGUUGACUCGACGAAAGACAAUUGUUGACGCUGCCUGGGUUCUGUCUGGUAAGGCCGUUAUGGUACUCCUUUCUGACGGUGAAUGGGGGGUAUGGGAUAUUGAAGGGGCAGGUCCUGGGUCUGAGCCAGGGCCUCUCGUCGGCCAGUCAAGCAUACACGGUAUCACUGGAGGCUCUUUGACAGCCUACUCCAUCAGCGGUCGCAUUCUCGGUGGCCCGCAAACAACGAACAAAUCCCAAACUGCUGUAACUGAAGUGCAGGAACAACGAGGCAAAUUUGCACCAAUGACACCAUCGUCCCGCCGAGUCCGAGAAGAUACAUUAUUCAAGGGAGCUCAACCACUGGCAAAGCCUUCAUUUGAUGGUGAAAUAUCCGUCGUCCAAAUAAAUUCGUCUCGCACCGCUAUGCCUGAAGAGUCGAUUCUGAUUCGCCAUGGAGAUCAAAUCGCCACCAUUCCAAGCCUAUUGUCACUAUGGAGAAGCUCUGUGAAAGCCAGCGGAACCUUUGAUGCAUCCAACCGUUGCCGUGUCUCGCCUUUGGCAGGAAUCAAUUUGUACGGCGAAAGACUGAAUGGCCUUGCACACUUGCCCUCACCAUUCCGGGCAGAAACCGACAGCGAAGAGCAGCAAGAUUACGAAAUCCUCAUCACAGCUGAACAUCGUCUAAUUAUCCUCGGCCGCGAUCUUACGCCCACGACGACGACGAAACCAGCGCAGGCACCUGUCCCUCAACCCGAUACAGAUACCGAUCAACUUAUGCUCAGCCAGGGAGAACUCGAUGUAGACGGUAUGAGUCGCGUAUUGACCACUAUGUCUAUGCGGGGCACCCUUCAACCAAAUUUACAACCCGCCCAUCAACGAAAUGGAUUCAAAAGUCCAAUCAAACGAGCUCGGAUUUUUUCUUAGCUAGUUAGCUAAUUUCAUCAGCGAUACCAUGAUCCAUUUUCUUGUCAUCCUAACCCAUCCAGAAUAGAUCUAUUCGCGACGCAAGGUGGAGCGCAAGGCGAGUUCAAUGCCUUGAAAUUCCUCCUUUUCUCUCUUUCUUUCGUCUUGAGAGAGCGGAGGUGAGGAGGAAUAAGCUCUGUAUUCGACGCGAUAUAUCAUUUCCACCGAAGCAAAACUGAGUAUCAUUCACAUUUCUCUUUUUAGAGUGGAUCUCAUAUAUACAGGAGGGAAUAUCGCUUCUCUUCCGGACAUAUAGCUGAUCUCGCGGGAUUUGUCUGUAUUGGAUUUAUAGAGAAGCGAUGAAUCUUUUCUGUGUGGGAUUUGGUGAGUGAACAGGGGUGGUACAUUCCUUCCUAACUAUCUCCAGUAUUCUGGGGACUGUAGUUAUUCAUGAAUCAAUAGACGGAACAUUUGGUCAGGAUUAAUACCUACAGGACCUCAGGUAGUUGGAGCAACGCAGGUAGCUAUUCUUAUCCAAAUACCUACCCAAAUCCGUAUGUAACGUUACGUAGGCAUAUAAU